Messenger RNA from Closterium sp. Yama58-4, 4704 nucleotides. NCBI's taxonomy places the organism in Eukaryota, Viridiplantae, Streptophyta, Zygnematophyceae, Desmidiales, Closteriaceae. The record is from the annotation of a GenBank genome assembly.
AUGGACCAAUCAGAGGCGAAAGAUGCAGCAGCGACGAUCGCGGCACCGGGGACGGCAGGCGGGGACGGUACGGCGACGGAUGCGCGAGUCGCUGCAGACGCGAGCAGCUUUGGAUUGCCUUUUAUUCUGAAUUACUGGAAAGAGUUUGACCUGGAGAACGCGCGGACAUCUCUGGAUGAGCAAGGGCUGAAGAUUGCGGAGAAUCAGGAGGCGAGCUCCAAGAAUCGCAGAAAGCUGGCAGAGUCAACACGAGAUUUCAAGAAGGCAGCGAGGGAGGAGCAGAGCAAGCUGUUCGGCGCCCUUCUGAAAGCCUACCAGGAGGAGGUGGACAACCUCACAAAGCGCGCCAAGUUUGCAGAAGCAGCCUUCCUGGGCGUCUACCAGAAGCUGUACGAGGCCCCGGAUCCCGUGCCGUCCCUGGCGUCUGCUGCUGAGGUGGCAGCGAAUGCUGCUGAGCUGGCGGCGGAGAACCGGCGCAUGCAUGCUGAGCUGGAGGAGUUCCGGUCUGAGUCAGCGCACCUGAAGAACCAGCAGGCGACCGUGCGAAGGUUGGAGGAGAGAAACCGACAGCUGGAGCAGCAGAUGGAGGAGAAGGUGAAGGAGAUGGUGGCGAUGAAGCAGCAUGUGCUGGCGGAGGAGAGCCAACGAAGCAUGGAAACACUCAAGUCAAGGGAGGAUGCGCUACAGGAGCAGCUGCGGGCCGCAAGAGAGACAGUGAGCAACAUGCAGCGGCUGCACGAGAUGAGCCAGUCACAGCUGUUCGAGCUCAAGGCGCAGUCAGAGGAGGAGCGAGCAUCAAAGCAGGGUGAGGUGAAUCUGCUGACAGACGAGGUGGAGCGAGCUCAGGCGCGGCUGCUGGCGCUGGAGAGGGAGAAGGAAGCUCUGAAAGCGCAACUGCAGACCGCGCAGCCUAACGAAGCAGCAGGCAAUGGAGAGAGCACGGACAGCAGUGGGGCGGUAGGGUGGGAAGCGGCAGUACGUGCAAAAGAAGCGGUGAUAGCAUCGCUGCAUCAGGAGCUGCAUGCACUGGAGGCAGCAGGGGCGGCUGAGAGGGAGGAGCAGAGGGCGGAGGUGAAGCGACUCAAGGCGCUGCUGCAGGAUCAGGAGUCGUCCUUUGCUACGCUAAGGGCGGAACUGGCAACGAGGCCCACACAGAGGCAGUGGGAGGACCUGCGCAAGCAAGUGAAGAUCCUGCAGGCUGUGGGCUACAAUGCAGUGGAAGUGGACGACUGGGAUGAACCGGGCAUGUCAUCCAACGGUCCAGGAUCGUCCUCCGAUCUCUCUGCUGCUGCAGAUGGGGACAGUGUAAAGGGGGGAGGCGAUGGGGGAGUGAUGCGCAGCAGCAGUGGAGCUGACAUUGGGAAGCUGGAGGCCUUGCUUCUGGAGAAGAACAAGCGAAUGGAGCACGAGUUGACCCAAGUCAAGAUGCGUCUGAGUGAGAGGGAGGAGGAAUGUGAGACUGCCAACUCCAAGGUAGCAGCACUAGAUACGACCGUUGCAGAGCAGAGGGCGUUGAUAGGCAAGCUGGAGGACGACAUUCUCAAGGGCUAUGGCGCACGGGACAAGCACCGGGCAGCCUCGGUUGGCAGCAUUGCCUCGAUGCCCGGAGCAGCGGGCGGCAGCGGCAGCGGCAGUGGAGGGGAUGGUGGGGGUACAGGUGGCAGCGGCGGAUUGGUGGAUGAUGACUCGGUGCUGAUGGUAGUGUGCGGGCAACGGGACAGGUUCCGACAGCGAAUGGGAGAAUUGGAAGAGGAACUGCGUGCGGAGAGGGAGAGGAGCAGCAAGUUAGCAGCAGAGGUGGAGCGAUUGAAAGCAGACAACGUGAAGCUGUAUGAGCGCAUGCGCUACGUGCAGGACUACACGAGUGCAGGGGGAGGGGGCGACAGGCCGAACAAUAGUCGAUCCAGGAAGAGUGACAUAGAGGCAGGUCCAGCAGCGGACGUGGAGAGCAAGUACAAGAAGAUAUACGAGGAGACAAUCAACCCCUUUGCUGCCUUCUCCACUAAGGAGAGGGAGCAGCGGGUGAGAGACCUGGGUCUGCGAGACAGAAUCACUCUCACCAGUGGCAAAUUCCUCCUCUCCAACAAGUACGCGCGCACGUUUGUCUUCUUCUACUCCAUCGGCCUGCACAUCCUCGUGGCUCUCAGCAUGUAUCGACUCUCCAGCCUCAGCCAUGCCAGGAUAAAGUUUGACGAGGCUGAGCUUCCAUCGAAACACUCGCUAUUGACUGCUGCGCUAAGCAUUCGCAUGGGUAGCAACGUUCUAUCAGCUCACUACUUCCCCCCCGCUCAUUCCGCCAACCACAAUGAACCGCACACCACACCUGGCAACCCUGCUUGUGCUGCUGCUCCCACCCUUGCCUCCACUGCUGUUGCUACUGACGCCAACUCGGGUGGUCAUGAUUCAACCUCUCAACAGCAAGAAGCACGCCUCAAGUUACCACAGUCGUCUCCACAGCAGCAGUCCCCUUCAGCAUCACCAUCGUUCCACCAUCAGCCACCUCUUACAGACCCGUCUCUCCAACGCCUGCUGCUCGCGCUCACGGCUUUCAGCGAGCAAGAGCAGCAGCUGGUACCACAAAGGCGUGAAGGGGAAUCAGCAGCAGCAGCAGCAGCAGCGGGGCAGGAUGAAUUAAUUGUGAGAGAGGAUACGAUGGGCCAAGCGAAGGGCAUGACAGGUGCAGAGGAGGAAGCAGUGAGGCACCAGCAGGGAUUGGGGCCUGAAGGGAAGGAGGGAGGGGAAGAGAGACUGGACGAGGCUCCGUUGCUUAUCAGGGAGGUGCAAGCAGAACGGGGAGGACAUUCAGCAGCGGGCGUGGAGAGGGAAAGUUGCGUGGAGGAAGGGCGCUACUAUCCUUUUCCUCCCCCACAAUUUAGGUACGCCUACCCCCCUCCCUCUGCUGCCACCAUCAUCAACAUUGCUCUUGCACUCAUUGCCACACCACGCCUCUACACGCAGAGACCCCCCUCCCUCGCACCUCUUCCUCCCCAUCCUCCACCUUUCCGUCACCCUACCCCGUUCUCUUCUACUCCCUUCUAUCCUGCGCUUUCCCCCUUCCCUCCACCGGCCAUGCACCGUCCACACCCCUCUCCCUAUCAUGCCCCCUCUUCCUCUCAUGCCCCCUCUCCCUCUCAUGCCCACGCUCCCUCUCUCGCCCCUCCUCCUUCUCAAUCCGCAUCCACCUCAUCCCAUGCAAGUCCAGUUUCACUUCAAAGCACCAUCCCACCCUCCACCGCUGCCACUGCCCCUCCCUCCUCCUUCCUCCCUGCCACGAGCCCCCUUGAGACGCCCUCACAGCCCCUCAGAGCACCAGCAGCAGCAGCAGCAGCAGCAGCAGAAGCACCAGCAGCAGCAGCAGCAGCAGCAGCACCGCCACCACCUUCCACCCCAUCCAAUGAAAGUCCUGGGUUGCCUCAAAGCAUCGCCACAGCGAGCCUCAUUCCUGCACGGUUAGAGUCCUCACAGCCCCUCAAGGCACAGUCGCCCAUACCAGCAGCACCACCAGCAACAGCAACAGCAGCAGCACCACCUUCCACCCCAUUUAUUGCCAGUCCUGUGAUGCCUCAAAGCACAGCCACUGCAAGCUCUAUUCCUGCACUCCUAGAUCCCUCACAACCCCUCAGGGCACAGUCGCCCGUACCAGCAGCACCACCAGCAGCACCACCACGACCUUCCACCCCAUUUGAUGCCAGUCCCGGGAUGCCUCGAAGCAUCCUCACAGCCUCGAGGCCUCAAAGCACAGCCGCGGCAGGCUCCAUUCCUGCACAGUUAGAGUCCGGUGUGGGCGGUGUGAGCAGUAGGAGAGAUGGGGGAGGGGGUGCUGUAUUUCUGAAAGCAAGGGCAAAGGGAGAGAGGGGUGAGGUGGAGGAGGAAGAAGAGGAGGAGGAGGGAGGGGAGGGGGGUGAGUGGGAGGAGGGAGAGGAGAAGAGGCUUGAGAGUGCUGGAGUACGAAGGGUGGUGGUUGGAAAUGGGGGAGGGGUGGCGGGACGGACAAUGUUAAUGGUGAAGAAAAGGGCGCCUGUUUUGCAGCUUCGCCCAGAGAAAAUGAAGAAGCCACGAGCAAGCAAUUCUGUGGUGAAAUUGACAGGCCAGGAGAAUGCGAUGACCGUGGGCGGACAGAAGGAGAGCGAUGCAGUGGCAGAAUGGGAGGCAGAGGGGCAAGACGUGGUGGGGGGGAGGCGACAGGAUGGAGGUGGUUCUGGGGGGAAAGGAGGAAGGUGUACGGAUGGGCACAAGGAUAGGCGGGCAACUGACGCAGAGGAACAAGCGGCGACGGCUGAGGAGGGCGACGUGGGAGGAGGAGAGAGGAAUAAAGUGGGGGAGAAGGGCGGUGGAAGAGAAAUGACAGGGACAUGCAGUUUGGCGGAUGGAGGCAAUGUUGUGGAGAAGGGGAGAGAGGGAAGGACUUUUGAGGUGCCUAGUAAAUGCAGUUUGGCGGAUGGGGGCAAUGUUGUGGAGAAGUUUGGAGAGGAGAGGCGUGAGGAGGGUUUGAGAGUGGUGAGGGAUGGGGAGGGUUUGAGAGAGGCGGGGGUUGAGGGGAGGGCUACUAAGGAGGAGUUGAGGCGGCAGCAGCUGGCGAGGGAGCAGUUACUGGAGUGCCCAGCGUAUAGGAACUACAAGAGAGGCGAGCCCUCCUCCACUUUGUACAUAAAGAACAUUGCCAAGCCCGUCACCACCACCGACUUGCUCCAUAUCUUCGGUUAG